CAACCUUCUCCGACCUAACCACCACAGCCGCUCCUCCUGAACACUACCAACGCUUCCCAACAUCCUCAACUCUCAGCCCGCUAUCCAUCGGCUUUCAAAGUCACCGUCAUUAGACACACCGGACACCCCAGAAGUCCCCUUCAAGCGCAACCGUGGCAAACCUAACCAAUGGCGAAACAUACUUCCAAACCCUACUCUAGUAAUAGUAGUAGUAAUUCUCACGCCGCCGCCAUGAAUUACGAAGACAACACCCACUCCAACAUCCGCGCCAGCUGCUACGUCGUCGACGCCGCCACUACCGCGCUUCAAGGAUACCACUACUCCACUACGGGGGCUGGCGGGGUCGAUUGGCGUUCCUGAGGUGAGCUCGGGAAUGCCAUCACCACCGCAGAGUCCCCCCCUCGCCGCCUACAACAGUCACGCCACCAAGCGCCCCGCUUCGAACAACGGGAGUCGCAGUGGCAGGGCGCGCAGAGGGGGGGCUGCAUACACCAUCACGGAGGAGUGUGAGAGACUCUUCUGCGAGACACUGAAGGCUGUUUUCCUGGGUGAGGGGAACGCGGCCGUUCAGGACUCGCUUGUGGCGGGUGUGCAAAACUACAACAACAUCACCACUACUACCAGCAACUUUGGCUCCGAUCCCAACGCCCACGCGCGCUAUGCGUACCGGACGCGUGGUCUGCCGUCACCUGAAAUGGAUGGCUUUGGCGGGAGCCAAGGGCUGGUAACCGAGUGGGUGGAAAUGUUCGACUACGUUGGGGGCAUCCGGUUUCGAGGGUUUGUGGCGGAGAAGGACGGGGAGAGAGCUAUGUUCGUUUUCUUCGACAAUCAGGUCGUUGGAAACGAUCUCAAGCCUGGCUUGAUGGCCCUCCUCGAACUCUGCGACAUCCCUUCGUUCGAAUGCUCCCAGCUCGUCGUCUGCCUGGACCGACACACCGAAUCCCACGCCAUGAGCGCUCUUUCGAGGGACCUUGGCUGGGUUGGGUUCAGCCUGACGACGCUCGACGGCUGGACCAAUGGGGACGAGAUUACCAGUGAUUCCUGGAUUUUCAUGGGCAUGGACGUCUAGUGUGAUUCCUUUCUGUCUCCGCUUUUGUCGCUAGGCACUUGUUUUAACUUUCAAGUUUAGCUUAGAGUCCUGCGUCUGUCUUUUCGAUCGCUUGUAGUGAAAAAAAACGGUUCCUAGGCUUCGUAUGGUAGUUAUACGGAUAUUUAAAGGUCAAUUAUGAGCCUUCAACCUACCAUGCAACUUCACGUGUACCCUCAGACCCGACGGGCUUCUUGUGCAGCCUCGCUUUGCAGUGCUCUUGAUCUUGUGGAAUCGUGUACUGGGAUACAGACGCUGUAGGCAUCCACAGCCACCUGACUAUGCAUGUUCUUUAGCGCCGCUGCUUCUGAUGUUGCGGAGCUGUUGGUUCGAUAAACAGCGAGUGUCUCAAUUGUACAGAGUAUAGAACAUCAGGGUAGUAG
This is a messenger RNA of Mytilinidion resinicola, 1470 nucleotides long. RefSeq lists its product as uncharacterized. Gene Ontology annotation, cellular component: nucleus; cytoplasm. Gene Ontology annotation, molecular function: ornithine decarboxylase inhibitor activity. The transcript is spliced from 3 exons. Bases 374 to 1069 code for a protein of 231 amino acids. Lineage: Eukaryota; Fungi; Ascomycota; Dothideomycetes; Mytilinidiales; Mytilinidiaceae. Gene Ontology annotation, biological process: positive regulation of protein catabolic process. The record is from RefSeq and is a predicted model, not a curated record.